Messenger RNA from Pseudophryne corroboree (corroboree frog), 2957 nucleotides. RefSeq names its product proline rich 33 (gene PRR33). The record is from RefSeq and is a predicted model, not a curated record. The transcript has 3 exons. NCBI's taxonomy places the organism in Eukaryota, Metazoa, Chordata, Amphibia, Anura, Myobatrachidae. Bases 192 to 1856 code for a protein of 554 amino acids.
UCCCAGGUGUGGGGGUCGUUUUCUUGCUGUCGCUGAUGGAAGAAGGGAGCUGGGCAGAGUCACUGGGCAUAUAUUGAUCACUCUGAGCAGAUUUCAUGUGUUCACUAAUUGGAGUCCGAAUCAAGAAAUGUCAGGAUAUCUGAAGAUCGACCUCUCCAUUCCUCUGAAGCUUCCCUUACUAAAGUAUCACCAUGCUGCUGACAGUGACACCCUUUGAAAACCCAGGACCUCCUUCUCCUGCGCCACCUCCCACUGCUCCAAAGCCGCAGAAAGACAACGCACGCCUCCAGCGCCUGCUAAAGAAGGCUGCAAAGAGAAGUAGCGUACAGCCCUCUCCAACACAACCCCACAAGUCCUUCCGCUCAACUCUUUCACCUGUCAGUGAAGCGGACUUGGAGAGCCUUGAACCUACAGCUCCCCAGAAACAACAGCCUAUUUCAAUUAAUCUGCCCCCUCGCUUUCAGGUCCGGGGAACAUCCCAACGUGUGUCGUCUCCUUACCCAAAGCAGCGCAGCUUCACGUUCACUGUGGUGGAGCAGCAUAGUCUGAAUCAAUAUCUUAGCCCUAGCCCAGUUCCCGAAACAUCUUCACCCCGUCCUCUUGGGUCUAGCAGCCACAGCCCUUUGUUUCUAUAUCCUCCAGGAAGUAGCACCCCUGACCUUGCAUCACAAGAAAUCAAUGUCAUUGACACUCCACUGCCUUGCACACCACAAACCAAACCCAUAAGUCCUAAACAACCAGCAGUGCCUCACCUCGCUAUAACUGACCCUCCAGUUAUCGUUGUACAUGAUACCAAUCAAAAAACCACUGGACUCAUCCCCCCAAAUACAGAUAAGGUAGAAAAAAGGCAAAGCGAUCCAAAUGUCUUAAAAACAGAAAGUGAUCCUUGCACAGCAAAAGCUGGGGAUGUAAGUUUAUCAAAGGCUUAUGGCUGCCUCAUAUCAGUACCCAAAACACAGCAGAGCCCUUUGGUUGCUCAGCAAGAAACCUUAUACAAAUCCAGUGCUUGUAGUCCUCUUGGUGUAGAGAAUAAAUCAGCACAGGUACCAGCCACAUCGCCAUCACCUGUGGUGUCUGACAAAAAAGGGAAUUUACUUGAGUGCUCCAGGGUUGCUGAGAUUCCAUCCAGCACAUCUCUGCCUUUAGGGUCAACCAAGACCAUCAUUGAAGCGAAAAACACAGAUUCACCCAAUGUAUUUUCAGAAGUCACACCCAAAAACCUUCCUGUAAAAGGCACAAGUUCUCCAAAUAUUGCUGGAUCUAACCAUGUAAUCUCAGUCACAGACAGCUCAACUACAUUAGGAAAGGUUCCUAACUCAGAGGAGUUGAACCUCCUGAAAACUGCUGAGCGACCAAGGCCACCCAGGAAGAAGCCUGGUGGAGGGUGGGCAAGACUUGUCAAGCACCUUGUGGUUGAGCCUGAAGAACCUACAUUUAAUGAACAACAAAAAGCAGAGGGAAAAGAUGAGAAAACAGGAAGCGAUGUUGGGGCAACUACUGAAGGGACACAGCAAAGCAAGGGAAUUCGUGCAAACAGGAUGUGGGAUGCCAUACUUUAUCAUAUGGCCACAUCCACCAAAGGUCAAGAGAAACCAGGAACAGCUCCCCCUCCACUUCCUUUUAUACGCUCCCGUUUGCCUCUCCUCCUGCACCGGCCUCGGUUUGAUGCACGGAAGUUAAAAGAGGCUGCAUCCCGACCUCUACGCAGAGUGACCGCUUUCUUCCACAGAAGAAUCACAGAGAAAGCUCCAAGCAGUUUCAACAGGAGUGCAUCUGGCUGGAGCAUUCGAGGGGAGGAUGGCGAGCAGGAGAAAGGGGUGGGGGGGGAAAUUAUUGAUGGUGAAGUGAAAGCUUGAGGGGAAAAAAUGCAUGUCCAUGCCCGACCCCCUGGGUGCAGAACGCUCAGCUCACACAUAAUGCUCCUACUUUUUAUAUCUCCAUAUUAUUUUAUCUUGCAUUAUUAAGCUGUGGCUGUGAAGUAUUUCUCUUGUGCUUUCAUAUUAUUAAUACUUUUCUCUCAGCUGUCUCUGUGCGCUCAGGUAAUGUAUUGCAGGGUCUGCUAAGAAUUCAGAUAUUGGGAACCAAAUAAUUAGUUUGAAGGGAAGUGAAAGUUCAGGUUUACAGAGGGUGGAUAACAUCUAGUGAAAGUUCAAUUCUUACCUGAAAAGCCUGAGAUGUAGGUUUACAUAAGUAUUUAAAAAUGGCUGCACUGAGAAUAUAUUCCAGUCUUAAAGUGUACCUGUCAUCAAUAUAUAAUAGAGGCAGCCAUUUUGAGGGCUUGAACCACAAAUCAUAAGAAUACAGUCCAACAAUUCACUGGGAACAAGAUAUAUCAAGGCUUCUUUCCUCAGUAAAAUGAUAUGCAUAAGGAUGCAGCCUAUUUUCCAGCCUACAAAAUGGCAGCCUCCAGUAACUUUUCCAUUUCCAGAUCACUGAGCUAAGAGGUAAUAUGGUUUCAGUUCUUGCUAAAUCAUAUCUCCCAUAGAAGUGCUUUGAUACAAAUUGUCGGCUGUUUUGAUGAAGGUCGCUAGCAUGGAUUGUAAGGACAAAUAAUUAGGUGGAACAAAAGAGAAAGUGAUCAUUGCAAAGAGAGAAUAAAUGAAACAUAAGGAAGAGGUACAGAAGAAAGGGAGUGAAAAGCACUGGAGCUCUUUAAUUACCUCAUCAAGGAUCCUCCACCAAGAUCUUCUCAUAUUUUCCAUGUCCAGUUGGAACAAACUUAUAUUUUUUAUUAGGCGUUACACUCUGUGGGAGAGACAGGGUCAAAGGUCAAUUUGGGAGUGUUUUCCUCUCCAUGACGUAUUAUAUUGCAUUAUCCAACUUUUACAUUUGUUACUGUCCAUUAAUAUCUGUCUAAACACAUGAUUUGGCUUUCAGUGUACACUUAUGACAAUUUAUGGAAAGUAAACUUGCAAUAAAUGCAAAUACUGUCAAAAAAACAUACAUCAGAAUAAUAA